Aspergillus tanneri is the source of this 441-nucleotide messenger RNA. RefSeq lists its product as uncharacterized. The record is from RefSeq and is a predicted model, not a curated record. NCBI's taxonomy places the organism in Eukaryota, Fungi, Ascomycota, Eurotiomycetes, Eurotiales, Aspergillaceae. The transcript is spliced from 2 exons. The coding region runs from base 1 to 441 and encodes 146 amino acids.
AUGCUCGCGAUGGAACCGGCUUACUGUGAAGGGUUCCAGGCGUUGCUGGAUCCGAGCAAGUCCGCUUUUGUGAGCCCUCAGGCGGCACUCGACAUAAUCAAGCAGUUCCAGCAGCGUGCAAAUGGCGGCAUAAGCUUAGAGCAACUGCUUUUCCUCACCGGCAACGACAGGGCCAUGCGUGUGAGAGCUCUCGACCCAGCAAGGACCAACGACGAGAAGGCCAUUGCGCGCGAGAAGACGCUGAAUGCCCGGCACGUGUUCUUCCUGCAACACGUCAUAGGGCUGCUUCAAGCUCGGCUGGCCAGUGAUGCUGUGCUGCAAUCUCUCACGCCCCUUUUCCCAGACUCGAAUGCUGCUGUGCUGAGUCUCUUGCCGGGGACCGUCCGUGGACCUAAGUCGCAGGACACGUCUCCAACCCGAAAGCUCUUCUGGAUAUCCUGA